Molecule: messenger RNA, 1441 nt
Organism: Phragmites australis (common reed)
Lineage: Eukaryota; Viridiplantae; Streptophyta; Magnoliopsida; Poales; Poaceae
Product: carboxylesterase 15-like
Exons: 1
Coding region: 243-1232 (329 amino acids)
Molecular function (GO): hydrolase activity
Source: RefSeq, a predicted model, not a curated record
CACCCACCUCCUGCGACGGCCGCGCCACGUCCUCCCCCCGUGUCGCUUCCGAUGAUGGCACGGCCCAAACCACGCAGCACGCAACCAUCUGAAACGACAAAAGGCGCGUGCGGGUGCCUCCCUCCACUCGCGUACCUUCCCCGCGCACACGCCACCCUCGCCGAGCCGCUCGCCCGCGCACUCUACAUCACCUGACCUCGCAGCCUAAGCUCACACUCGCCACUUCACUUGCCGCGUUAGCCAUGGCGUCCGAGGCUGCCUCCGACGCGCCGCGCGUCGUGGACGAGUGCCGGGGCGUGCUGUUCGUGUACAGCGACGGCUCCGUGGUGCGGCGGGCCCAGCCGGGGUUCUCGACGCCGGUGCGGGACGACGGGUCCGUGGAGUGGAAGGACGCGACGUUCGACGAGGCCAACGGGCUGGGGCUCCGGCUGUACCGGCCCCGGGAGCGCGGGGGGCGGAAGCUGCCGGUGUUCUUCUACUACCACGGCGGAGGGUUCUGCAUCGGGUCCCGCGCCUGGCCCAACUGCCAGAACUACUGCCUCCGCCUCGCCGCGGACCUCGGCGCCGUCGUGGUGGCGCCGGACUACCGCCUCGCGCCGGAGCACCGGUUACCGGCCGCCAUCGAGGACGGCGCCGCGGCGGUCCUGUGGCUGACGGCGCAGGCGGGGGACGGCGGCGACCCGUGGCUCGCCGAGGCCGCGGACUUCGGCCGCGUGUUCAUCUCCGGCGACUCGGCCGGUGGCAACAUCGCGCACCACCUCGCCGUGCGGUUCGGCUCGGCGGCGGGACGCGCCGAGCUCGCGCCCGUCACCGUCCGCGGCUACGUCCAGCUGAUGCCCUUCUUCGGCGGCGUGGCGCGCACGCGGUCAGAGGCCGAGUGCCCCGACGACGCAUUCCUCAACCGGCCCCUCAACGACCGGUACUGGCGGCUGUCGCUGCCGGAGGGCGCCACGGCGGACCACCCCGUGGCGAACCCGUUCGGGCCGGGCGCACCGGCGCUGGACGCCGUCGAGUUCGCGCCGACGCUGGUCGUGGUCGGCGGCCGCGACAUCCUGCGCGACCGCGCUGUGGGCUACGCGGCGAGGCUGAAGGCGAAGGGGAAGCCCGUGGAGGUGAGGGAGUUCGAGGGGCAGCAGCACGGCUUCUUCACCAUUGACCCCUGGUCCGCCGCGUCCGCCGAGCUCAUGCGCGCCAUCAAGCGCUUCGUCGACUCGGACGGCCGGUUCGACUGAACCGGCGAGCUAGCUGCGUGUCCCGACGGGGUUACAGUUCAGUGGUUUGCAUCGCAUCCUCUCUUCCAUGGUUUGAUUUGGUUUCCAUUCUUCGCGAACCGGCUUUCGGAAUCUUGGAAUAUCAUAGUGGAAAAUCCGCACAAUAAUCCAUCCGACCUAUGUUGGUAGGAUCGAAUCCUAGUAUGUUGGAAUCUGUGUGGUUUUGUGUU